CCCAGUCGGGCGCCAGUUAGUCCUUACGCGCCGACGCUACCGCUCGCUUCCGCCCCACAAAUUCACUUCACACAUGUGAACUUUUUUAUAAAAUAGUGCUGUGCUACACAGUUCAAACAAUCACCUUUAUUUGACAGAACUUUUUUUUAAUUUUGUGUGCAUGAUAAUGGGUUGCUACGGACUCGGCCGACGAAGCGUAUAGACCCCAAAAAGGUCCACGAUCGCUGAGCACAAUGUUUUCCUUAUGCCGACGCUACAAAGAUGAUCAUGAACACGGCGCUACGCAAAUCAAAGGCGGCUACAUGCUGCGGUAUAAACGGAAAUAUCUAUGGAACUCCUGGUCGGAAGAGUGGGUGGUCCUGUAUGAUGACUCCACCAUGGCUUGGUUUAAGGACGCUUCAGGCAAAUGUAUGGCGACUCAAAAACACCUGGUGAAGGAGUGUCCCGAGAUGCUGGCCAUCGCGACCUGGACGGGACAGGUGCCUCGCAGACCGACCUUACCUCCAGGAGCCAAGCUGUCUCAGCUGAUGGCAUUAGGCUCCCGGCGAAACCCUGGACAUGUCGUGUGGAUGCUCGCCAAAUCUGAUGCUGAGAUGAAAGACUGGAUGACAGCAAUAUCAAAAACACUACCAGCCCCCCCUCACAUUGAGCUGGUGAUGGCCAUGCCCUACCUUCGCACGGCGUUCAAGAGGCCCACAGUAAGAGUUAGACCAGCGACUUCCUCGGAGAUGUACAACAGGAACGCUCGCAGUGCCGUGGGUGCUCUCGACGGGCGCGGCCUGGUGGCUGUCAUCAAACGCCAGGUGCCUCUCGCUGGACAGUUGGAUCAUCAACUCGCCUGGGGACAGGGGUGGGGGUGGGUUACGCUGCCUAACGGAGUUUGGAGUGGACGUUUAACCUGGUCCCAAGAAGGCGAAGACUUCGCCCUCCAUGCUAUGCCGAUCAUGCAUCACACCAACGUGUCUCAAGCGUGCUCCAUGCUCGAUGGGGUCACGGCAUACGAGGCCUCAGUCUACGAGCAGGCCCUGGCAGAGUAUGAUGACACAGGCACCUCCGAUGACUGGGACUUCGGAGUAGACUGUGGAGACUUUAUGAUGUAAAACCUUUUUUGACGUCUGGUUCGAAAGACUAAACGCGCUGUUUCUAAAUAAAUGCAACCUAUUUGGUCUUUGUGCGACUGCAUACUGGCCAGUGACCUUUCGCAAAUUCAAAUUCUGACAGCUCAAAGAACAGCAUGUUUGGUGUGCGGAACCGAUAGAUGUCGCUGCAAGACACUAAUUCAAAGAUUAUCUUAUGUGCAGAAGAGUAGCAUUUCAUUCGUCUCAUUUUACCUAUGCUGGUCAUAAAAAAUAUAUUUCUGCUAUGUGAUUGCUUACGUUUGUAUGGGAGGUAAACCCAAUUACUUGGAUAUUCGUACAUUCAUUGAAAUCUUUGUAUUAGUGUCCUCUGCAAUAACAAAUACUGUAAACAGUAUUUUCAUUAAAUAUUUUGAUUCCAAAUCAAAUAACAAUGCCAAAACGAUUUGUGUUAUAUAUUUACGUGUAUUUAUAAUGUGCUGGUCACAAAAAACUUAUGUGCCAAUUAAAAAGUUCAUUAAUGAAAUUAAAAAUGUCUAAACAUCUUAUGAAUUUUGAAUAACAAAUAAUAAUUCAAAGAAAGUUCUAUUUGUUACUUCUAAAGUCUUUGUGGAAACUUUCCAAUGUCGGCGAAAAGGAAAAAAUAUAUUAUUGUGGAUGCUUAAUCAAAGAUUUGAUUCAAAGGAGUGUGAUUACGAAGAAGGAUAGUUACUAGCUGACGUUCAACAUUGUGAAGAUCUAGACAUCAAUUAUAACGAACAUCAGUCAUGAUUGGGCAUACACAAUCACCUAACUAUGCAUUAAAUAGAUGUGCUAUAGAGAUAUUGCAUGUUGUCAUAGAAAAGAUGUGUGUAGCCAUGAAAUUCUAUAGAUUUUCAAAUUCUUGAAAUUCGGCCUAUCGAUAAAGCCUAGGAUGUUCAAUGUAGGUUUAGCACAAUCUCGACCUCUCAGAGCGAUAUUUAUUUAGGUAAAAUUUAUUUACGGAACAUUUGAUACUGUCUUCUCUAUAAUCUUUGAUAAACUGUAACGUUGAUUGUUUUCCCAUUUCUAUUUUUCUUAUACAUGAUGCAUUUCGAGGGAUUAUUGAUGAUAUUGAAAAUCAUAUUAAAAUCUAUCUUAACAAAACCAAAACGUGGUAAUUGACAGAUAAAGUUUUCGAAGGUUUUAUGUGAUUACACAGAUCAGGGUACACAUUGUUCUGCUUUAUUGAAAACUUUUUCACGUUCACUGGACUCAAUAUAAUGUCGCACAAAAUGAGAGUAACUUGAGAAUAAAUUUAUUUAACACGUAGGAUAAGUACAUUCAAUGCUUGUCCCCCGAUGACACCAAUUACGAAUGAGAAAGUAUAUUUACUCAUUGAAUUCGUAAAUAAAUCGUAUUUUAGACGUAAGUCGAUGUUAGUAUUAGUAUAUGUGGUCGGUAGACAUUACCUAACUGAACGAAAUAUAUCGUGGAGCUCUUUUAAAACAACAACAUCGUUUUUAAAAGAACUUUGUUCACAAAAUCAACGUUUUGGCAUAUUGUCGGUAUAGUUAGGUGUGUGGUAAUUAGUACAAUUAUUUAAAGAAAAUUUCUAGUCGCUAUAAAAUCUUCCGACCUACCCAAAGACUGCCUAACGUUAUUUACCUAAUACCUGUGUUGUGUGUAACCCUAGGCAUGGUAAACGCGAUUAAAUGUCCCUCGCCCCGCGAACGCUACAUUGCAAGAUUUUACUGUCAAAUAAAAAAUAACUAGAAAUUGUUGUAAGAAGGAAGAAAUUCAGAAACUGCCAUAACUAUAAAAAAAGCCUUAUUUUCUUUAUUGGGAAUAGUUUUAUUUUAUUUUCUGGUCAAAGGAAUGUUACAAAAGAAGGUAAAAUAUAAUCGCCACUAAUUUCAACUGUGUCAAUCUGUCGUGUCUACAUGUUACGUCUAAUCUAUGAACUCACUAAGUAUGACAAUAUGUAAUGGCGGGAAAUUUUACUCGUGCAAAAGUAGUCUUGCAAUGUAGCUAUAGAUGUCGUAGCCAAAUUAUUGUAUUAUACGAAUGUAAAUUAGAAUAAUUAAUUAGACGUUUAUAAGAUAAAAAUAAUACAAUUAUGUAACGCAAUUUCGUUUUCGGUUCUUAAUUGGGUUGAGCAAACUUUUUUAAUCGCAAGUGACAGUAAAGAGGAAAGAGUCAGAAUAAAAAAAGGUUUCAUUACUAAUUGGUCUUGUUUAUGGUACAUUAAUUUCGCAAUCAAUAAAUUAAUAGAAGCCAGUAAUGAUAAAAACAUUGUGGUCUAUAUGUAAUAAGCAGUUUAAAAGCACUUUUGUCCUGUUACAGACAUACAUGAUAAAAAAAAUAUUCUGCGGUUAAAUAUAUUGCUUACAUUACUUGUUCGAUGUUUUGUACACUUAUAAAAUAAUUCACUGACACUUCAAAACUCACUAGAACUUAAUUUAAUUUGGUAAAUUAUACAAAAUUAUUUGUAAUAUUAAUACUAGACAGCAAUAAGGCAUCGGUAUAGAUGUCUAGGUAAUAUAAUUAUGAGAUAUUUUUGUAUGAGAAGCUUGAAAUCCCGUCAAUGUGUUCGUUCCUUCGUAUUUAUAUAUAUUUUUCUGUGUAAGAAUUAUUUUUGGAGCGCUUGUUCGGAAGAGUGUUAUUUUGUGAUAUUGUCUGCACAAGUUCCCAUUAAGAGACGCUGGCAAUGAGACAAAGAUAAGCAGGCCUAAA
Helicoverpa armigera (cotton bollworm) is the source of this 3770-nucleotide messenger RNA. RefSeq lists its product as uncharacterized. NCBI's taxonomy places the organism in Eukaryota, Metazoa, Arthropoda, Insecta, Lepidoptera, Noctuidae. Gene Ontology annotation, biological process: regulation of cell differentiation. The coding region runs from base 234 to 1100 and encodes 288 amino acids. The record is from RefSeq and is a predicted model, not a curated record. Gene Ontology annotation, cellular component: membrane. The transcript has 9 exons.